This is a messenger RNA of Pecten maximus, 914 nucleotides long. Its product is annotated as vesicle-trafficking protein SEC22b-like. The transcript has 5 exons. Gene Ontology annotation, biological process: endoplasmic reticulum to Golgi vesicle-mediated transport; retrograde vesicle-mediated transport, Golgi to endoplasmic reticulum; vesicle fusion with Golgi apparatus. NCBI's taxonomy places the organism in Eukaryota, Metazoa, Mollusca, Bivalvia, Pectinida, Pectinidae. Gene Ontology annotation, molecular function: SNAP receptor activity. The record is from RefSeq and is a predicted model, not a curated record. Gene Ontology annotation, cellular component: ER to Golgi transport vesicle membrane; SNARE complex; Golgi membrane. The coding region runs from base 113 to 766 and encodes 217 amino acids.
GUCAUGCUCACACAUGUUACGGUACACGUCAUUGCAAUACGUGUAGGUACGUUUUAGUUAAUAAAUGUGCCUUUUAUGCUCUUUAUAGAAGACAAACACAACACACGCGAAGAUGGUACUGAUGACAACAAUAGCGAGAGUGGCAGAUGCGUUGCCCCUGGCUGCGUCUAUGCAAGAAGAUGAAACGGCCGGAAGAAGUUUAAUGGAUUUCCAGACACAGUCAAAACAAUUGUUUAAGAAAAUAAUGUCGGACCCUCAACCUCCAGCUAGAUGCAGUCUGGAGACAGGACCAUACAUAUUCCACUACCUGAUUGAAAGAGGAGUGUGCUUUCUCAUUUUAUGUGAAAAAUCCUUUUCAAAAAGACUUGCAUUUUCUUACUUAGAAGACCUACAAUCAGAGUUUUAUUCACAGUAUGGUAAAAAAGUAGAAACAGUUUCCAGGCCUUACAGCUUUAUUGAGUUUGAUACUUACAUACAGAAAGCUAGAAAAUCAUACAUGGACUCAAGAGCAAGGAAAAACUUGUCUUCAAUUAACACUGAAUUACAAGAUGUACACAGAAUUAUGGUCCAAAAUAUUGAUGAUGUCCUUGAUCGUGGAGAGAAAUUAUCAGAAUUGGAUUUUAAAGCAAGCAAUUUAUCAGAUAUGUCAAAGACCUACAGAAAAGAUGCACAUAAUCUGAAUUUGCGGUCAUCAUAUGCGAAGAUAGGAGCGGUGCUAAUUAUAGUAAUUGUGUUCUUACUAUUCUUGCGGUAUUGGUGGUGGUGAGGAAUGAAUGGCCAGUGCAAUGUGAAAAACACUUCUUUAACUGUUGUAGGAUCUUCUUUCUCUCACAGAAAAUUGAUACUACAAGAUUAUUGGAUACCAAGACUCUCUUUCGUUUUGAAGUAUGCCAGCCCAAAAUAAGAUGUGUGGU